Molecule: messenger RNA, 5695 nt
Organism: Podarcis lilfordi (Lilford's wall lizard)
Lineage: Eukaryota; Metazoa; Chordata; Lepidosauria; Squamata; Lacertidae
Source: the annotation of a GenBank genome assembly
GUUGAUGGAUUCGGGGACUUUUUGCUCGAGGGCAGCUCAUCCCCUGCGCCGUCGAGGUGGGCAGCCCAGACGCGCCAGGCCUUCGCGGCAACCCCGCUCGCCGUCCCCCCGCCUCCGAUGCUGCUCGCGGAUGCCCAGGGACUCUGAUCCCGGGGAUGCCUUUUGCAACGCGCCCCCGGGACGCGCGCCCAGCCGCUGAGCCGCGACGAGGCGGUCGUGGGAAGACGCGCAGUUCCUCCUUAAAGAGGCCCCGGCGGCUCCGUGAGCCCAACGUCUCCGUCGUUCGUAGACCAGCCCGGCCCUCGCAGCCAGUCGCCCGCGGCGGGCGAUGGGCCAGGCCGCGGGGAACUCGCGCGCCUUUCUGCGGGCUGCCGCCUUCGUGGUGCUCCUGGGCCGCGUCCGGCUCCAGAUCCCGACGGCAGGUAGCGUGGGGGCGCGGGUCUGUUUUGGAGGUGGGGAGCUUCCUUGGCUGCGCUCUUGCAAGACGCUGUAAAACGGAUUUCUUCUGACCUUCUCGGUGAUCGCGACUCCAGACUCCAGACCCUAUUAUUAUUUGUUGCUUUUCUUAAUUAAAUUCCUUCCCUCGCAGAUCACAGGGCGGUUUGCAAUAUAUAUUUUAAAAAACCACAAAAAUACGAUUCGAUAAUCUUUAUUGUCAUUGUCCCAUACAGAACAACGAAAUUGAAAACUCUACAUAAGACAUUCAAAAAUCAACAAGCCUGCUAUCCCAGCUAUCCCAACCUGGUUAGCCCCCUAAAAACUCUGAUACCCCAUUUUUAAAUACAAUAUACUCCCAUAGAGACUCUUUACACUGCGUUAAAACCAAAAUCACAUUUGGGUAGAAACUGUUUCUCAGGCGGCUAGUCCUAGUCUUUAUAACCCUGUACCUUCUUCCAGAAGACAGAAGCUGAAAGAGAUAAUUUCCAGGGUGCGCACUAUCCUGCGCUAUCUCUGCAGCUUUCUUAUGGCACCUGGAAUUAUAGAUUUUUCUCGUAUCAACAAAGGAGAACCAUAAACUCCGCCCACAGUUUAGAAGGCCAUACAAAGAUUGCUUCAUUAGUCACAGGUCUGCAAGAAGAGGAAUGUUUUUGCCCGGUUCAUCCCCGCAUUGCCUCGCGUGGUGUACCUGCCCCCCCCCCAUCCAACUUGCUGGCGACAAAGCGUUUUUAUUAUGAGAAAUAAUAUGAGCAAAGAAGUUUUUGAGUAUUUAGCUUACUAAAGCACUUGUGCCUUCGUUUAAAUCCUCCAGGGCUGGGGGGCGAUGGGGGGCUCAAAGAUUGCACUCGGUACUGAACAUCAGUAAUAAAAGGAAUGAUAAAAUGCACAUUAAACACACACACAGUUCAGAUGAAAUUUUUUUGUUGUUUAGUUGUUUAAUAGACCCUCUUAAAAGCUAAUGAUUGACUGAAAAUAAUGGGGCUUGAAGGAAUCUUUUGGAGCAGGGUGAAAUGGACUGCAGAAGUCUUAAGCAGAUCACAACACAGUCCCUUUUGCUUAGCAGCAUGGCAGUUCUCUCACUUUGGGGACAACUGUUAUUUAUACCUAGCCCAUGUGGCUGGGUUUCCCUAGCCACUCCGGGCAGCUCCCAAAACAUCAAACAUUAAAACCUUCCCUAGACAGGGCUGCCUUCAGAUGUCUUCUAAAAGAAAGCUGGUUGUUUAUUUCCUUGACAUCUGAUGGGAGGGCGUUCCACAGGGCAGGCGCCACUACCGAGAAGGCCCUCUGCCUGGUUCCCUGUAACCUCACUUCUUGCAGGGAGGGAACUGCCAGAAGGCCCUUGGAGCUGGACCUCAGUGUCCGGGCUGAACGAUGGGGGUGGAGACGCUCCUUCAGGUAUACAGGACCAAGGCCGUUUAGGGCUUUAAAGGUCAGCACCAACACUUUGAAUUGUGAUCGGAAACAUACUGUUCAAUGAAACUGAAUGUUGGACGACUCAACAGAAGGAAGUACUUCUUACCACAGUGGAUAUUUAAACUUUGGCGUUUGCUCCCACAAGUAGUGACGGACACCAACCUGAACGGCCUGAAAGAGAACAAAGUGUACAAAUUCACAAAGGAUUAGGCAUUCAAAUGUGACUCGCCACAGAGGCCCUUUUCUGACUCCCCUUUUGGAGGUUGUAUGCCUCUGAAGGCCAGCUGCUGGGAAUUGCAUGUGGGGAGGGUGCUUUUGAGUUCAGGCCAUCUGAUUGAGCACAGAUAACUGGAUGUUGGACUGCCUGAGCCUUUGGCCUGAUCCAGCCAGGCUCCCCCCCGCCCCGCCCCUUAACUCAUUUGGACUUAGAGCAUUUCAUUUCUUCCAUUCCCCUGGUUUUGUUUUCAUGCAGACAACAGAGAGCUCUGCCUAGAGGCACCGGUGCCCGGAGUCUGCCCAGGUUCAUUUGACAGGUGGUACUACAACCGAGCCUCCCAAGACUGCCAGAGGUUUACUCACGGGGGCUGCUUGGGGAACGAAAACAACUUUUUGAGCUUUGACGCUUGUAUAGAAACUUGCGGGAAAAUCAAGAGUAAGUCAUUGUUCUAAAAUUUCAAAUCCUGAAGUGAAUUGGGGAAGAUUUUUAAGAGCAAUGGUUUACUUUAGACAGUUUUUUUUUAUAAAAAAGAAAUCUAAACAGUUGUGGUUUAAUUUUCAGAAGUGCCUGUAAUGUGCCGAGUGAAACCUCCGCAAGGGACCUGGAGCCCCCUCAAGCCAAAAUAUUUCUUCAACCUUGAGACAAUGAAAUGCGAGGAAUUUUUCCCUAAAAAACGUUCACGACACCCUAACAUGUUUUCCAGUAAAAGAUCCUGCACUGACGUCUGCAAGUUGGGGAGAAGUAAUUAUUUUUUCAUACAAGCCAUAGGCCUAUUGAGCUUGAUAGGUGGGGGAGGGAUGAAAUGUUCUCAUGUAUUUCCUAAACUUACUCUCCAAGGGACCAGGAGCUCUACAACAGCGGUUCUUGGUGAACCAGGUGAUAUUGUAUCGAAUCUAAAUAAAACUGUAAACUCUGCCGAUUUUUUUUUAAGGUGGGCAUUAUUGGUUAUGAAUUCUAAACAUCACUAUAUUCUGCUCUUCAAAACACACACACCCUUAAUUAACUCCUUUCUUUCUUUUUUUGAAGGGGGUCCCUCCUUUUGCUCUAGUCCCAAGGAUGUGGGACUCUGUUCAGCUUCACUGCAUCGCUUUUACUACAAUAUAGCGAGCAGAACUUGUGUGGCAUUCAUGUACACGGGAUGCGGCGGGAAUAAUAACAACUUUCUUACAAAGAAAGACUGCAUGAACGCCUGCAAGCAUGGUAGGCCUCUCUCCUCUUGCUGUGAUAGAGAUUUACAGGGACUUGAGCAGUGUUUUAGCCAGAUUGUGAAGGUUCACAAAUAAACCCUGUACUAGUAAGUCUGGGAUGAUUUAAAAAAAAAAAAGUUUUUAAGUAUCACGCAGAGCUAAUGCUGUCUUGGUCCCAUGAAGUUCAUAUGGAGGCUUUUCAUUAUAUCAGGGGUGAGGAAACUGUCCGUCUAAAUGCUGCUGGACUACAUCUCUUAUCAUUCCUGACCAUCUGAGGCUGAUGGGAGUUGGGAGUCCAAUAAGAAAAUGGAAGGACAGAUGUUUCCCACCUCUGCAUUAAACCACCUUCUGUGAGUGCAGAAGCCGCAGGUAGUACCCAUUCAGUUUGCUCCCUUUCCCCAAGUGGUUGUGGGACUGUCAAAGGAAAUGAGAGGGACCGGAAGCGGGCAGUAGUUGCCGGAAGAGGGCAAGGCAUGGGAAAUGGCUGUACGCUCCAGAGUAAACUGUGCUGUUUUGAAGGGACUGCAGUGCAAAGGUGGGAAUUGCCCAGACGCAGCAAUAAAAGCGGCUUGUGAGAAACCCAGGCAUAGCUUCUCUCUGGACCAGCUGCUCAACAUAAAACUGGGGCCUCUGGAGAGGCUCCUGCUUCCUCCCAACCAAUCAAACAAAAGCAAAGGGCCAUAGCCUAUUGGUAAAGCACCUAUCUUGUACGCAGGGGGCUUCAGGUUCAAUACCUGGCGUCUCCAGGUAGGGUUGGGAGAGACCUCGGCCUGAAACCGAAGUCAGUGAAAAUGGUGAAAAUGUUGGGCUAGAUGGACCAGCAUUCUCACUCAGCAUUAAGACAGUUUCCUGCAAUCCCGGAGGGAGCGGUGAGUGGUGUGAGCAGAUAUGUUUCCACAGGGGUUGAGGAAGAAGAGAGGGGAUGAGGGGGAGCCUGCCUAAGCAUAAGGAACUCAGUCCUAAAGAACUGGAAGGUAGUUAAAUCCUGGCCUGCUUACUAAGCAGAAUGACCUGCAAAUAAAACAUUUUCCAUUUACAGUGGCACCUCGGGUUACAUACGCUUCAGGUUACAUAAACUUCAGGUUACAGACUCUGCUAACUCCGAAAUAGUACCUAGAGUUAAGAACUUUGCUUCAGGAUGAGACCAGAAAUCGUGCUCCGGCAGCAGGAGUCCCAUUAGCUAAAGUGGUGCUUCAGAUUAAGAAGAGUUUCGGGUUAAGAACGGACCUCUGGAAUGAAUUAAGUACUUAACCCGAGGUACCACUGUAUUUCCAUAAGGGCAGGCAUACUGAAACGUUCAAUAUAUUAUGCACAUGUGCGCAUUAUUUCCUUAAAACAUGAAAUCCUUGCUUGGAGAGGGGGAUAAAAUUAGGGGACACAACACAGUGUGAGGCACGCUCUACGCAGUUCCACACAGCCGCUUGGAAAAGCUGGUGUUUUGCAAUGUCUUUUUUUUUUUAGGUGACCACCUCCAAAAAGUUUGAAGUGUGCUUACAAAGCAUCCUCCACUGCCCCUGCCUCCUUUUCCCCCUGCCCAAGGCCCAGGAAUUUUAGGAAAGAGGCACUCCCCUUUCCCUGGCAGUCUGUUUCCCAUCUGCACGCACUCUCAUGUGUCAAGGCCAGGUAAGUGUCCACUGCUGCCUUCUGCUCCUCCCCAAGGAGAAUUCAAGGGCCUUAUGAGAAGGUGGCACUUGCAGAGCUUAAGGUGAGCACAGGUCCUGCUUCCUGUGAUCUGGGCUGUGCUUGACUCAGUCCUGCUUGUGGGCAUUUGAGAGGAGCGCUCACUUUCACCCCUGCUUGAAUGCCCACGACACGCAUAUUAGAAACUGCAAUUAUCUGGUGCCUUGGGUUUUGCAGACCUGGAACGUUGCAUGCUUUUUUCCCUUCUCUCUUUUUCUUCUUCUAGUACAAGUGAAUGAAGCGAUUAAGUUACCUCCGAUUGUGAUUCAGUUUCUAUUCUUUUCUUAGUUGGAAGAAUGUAAGCAACGGUUGCAAUAUUGGGAAACACCAUCUCAUAAGGAGGAGAAGUCUACAAAUCAAACAAAUGCCACAUACGUUCUUGCACCUGAAGGUCUCUAGACCAGAAGCAUUAUUUCAACAUUGAGAACUUUAAUUUGUGGGUGGAUUUUGUUUUUGUUUAUAUGUAGCAAUCUUAACAGCUCUUCUAUAUGAUCAGUUCUGGAAAUGUAGUAAGUCAUCGUCACUGUUAUCUGAUCAGCCUUAUGGACUGGCCUCCAUAUUCAAAGCAUGGUGAUCUGCUGAGGGAGAUAACCCUGGUUUGUUGACCUUCAUGCAGAGAUUCUUGAUGUGCAGGAGCAGGCUCAACACUCACUACUGAACAAGGAUCUUUCUCUGUCAACUGCUGCAUAUUAUUUGCUUUAUUUAUUUUUCUUAAAGAAGACUACAAAUAAAUUGGUAUUGUUGCUAUCCAUUCUUUCAC